Drosophila gunungcola (fruit fly) is the source of this 1015-nucleotide messenger RNA. It is a transcript of the gene ClpP, whose product is annotated as ATP-dependent Clp protease proteolytic subunit. Gene Ontology annotation, cellular component: endopeptidase Clp complex. The record is from RefSeq and is a predicted model, not a curated record. Gene Ontology annotation, molecular function: ATPase binding; ATP-dependent peptidase activity; serine-type endopeptidase activity. NCBI's taxonomy places the organism in Eukaryota, Metazoa, Arthropoda, Insecta, Diptera, Drosophilidae. The transcript has 3 exons. Bases 151 to 906 code for a protein of 251 amino acids. Gene Ontology annotation, biological process: protein quality control for misfolded or incompletely synthesized proteins.
GACCCUUGUCAUAUAUGCCAAGCGAACAGCAUUUGUUUCUUUUCAUUUGUGUCAGAAAUGAUUAAAAGUGUGUUGUCUUAGCCUUAGAAACAGCUGCUUUGCAUAACAUUGCGAAUCCGGUUGAUUUGCGUCAAAACAAAACCCAGGAUCAUGCUAAAAACCGCUGUUAGCCGCUUUUUACAAAUUAAUUCAGUGAAAUGUGGCGGCCGGGCGAAUUCGGUCCGCAAUAUCAACCUGAUUCCCAUGGUAGUCGAGCAAACUGGCCGCGGUGAACGGGCAUACGACAUAUUCUCACGCCUACUAAAGGAACGGAUAAUAUGCUUGAUGGGCAAUAUUACGGACGACAUCAGCUCCACCGUGGUGGCCCAACUGCUAUUCCUGCAAUCGGAGAACGUGAACAAGCCGAUCCAUCUGUACAUCAAUUCCCCGGGCGGCGUGGUGACUGCUGGCCUGGCGAUCUAUGACACGAUGCAGUACGUCAAGCCACCGAUAGCGACGUGGUGCGUGGGACAGGCCUGCUCCAUGGGUUCCCUUCUGCUGGCGGCCGGAGCUCCGGGCAUGCGUUACUCCCUGCCCAACGCCCGGAUCAUGAUACACCAACCCUCUGGGGGCGCACAAGGUCAAGCUACAGACAUCCUAAUACACGCGGAGGAGAUUAUUAAAAUUAAACGUCAACUGACCAAAAUCUAUGUAAAGCAUGCCAAGAACUCAUACGAAGAGAUGUGCGGGCGCAUGGAGCGCGACCACUUCAUGACUCCCGAAGAGGCCAAGGUGCUGGGCAUCAUCGACCACGUCCUCGAGCAUCCGCCAGAGACGGUCUCGGAAACUGGGCCAGCAUCGGAUGGCAGCAUAUCCGGUAAAUCGGUACCCGAGGAGUCAGAGAAACGAAGCAAGCAGGCGGCUUAAAAUUCAUCUCAUGUUAAGCCAAAAUUCAAUUUCAACUUAUAAAUCGAUUUGGAUAUACUUCAGCUUUCUAUAGAAUGUACACUUUCCAAUAAAACCAAGAAAACCUCAA